UCUUCUCUCUCCUCUCUCUCUCUCUCUUCUCUCUCCUCUCUCUCUCAAUCGAGCAGCUUUUUGAAUCGGCCGUAGGUGAGAGACGAAAGGUGGUUUCAAGAACAAGGCCUAGGUUGUUCGAGAAGAGAGAUUCUUUUUUUUUUUUUUUGAAUAUAUAGAAGAGAGAUUCAUGUACCGUGCGUCCGCUCGCAGAGGCUAGGAUCCUCAUCCAAGAUUUGAUUUUCCUUCGACCCAGUGCAGAUGUGCAGUUACACGGUUAUUCCUCCAAUUUCAAUUUUUGGCCGUUCGAUCAUAUCCCUUGUCAUCCAAGGGCGUGGGUUGAUUCCAUUUUCAAAUACCGUACAAGUUGAUCUCAGUUUCCAUUCGAGUUCCUUUCCAGUUAGACGGUUAGAGCAUGGAUUCAAAAUCUACCGUUGGAUCAUAGGCAUUGUCAUCCAAGGGCGGUGAAUUGCUUUCCAUUUUACCACACCGUGUAUCUGAAUCGCAGCUGAUUCCAGUUUCAAUUCGAAUUCAGUCCCAAAUUCAGAUAUUUUACCAUGCGCCUAGAGAGGUAUAUAUAUUCUUCCCACGGCUCCAAUACAGUUCCAUACUCUCUUAAUUUGUUUGUUUUUACACAUUUUCUCACUAAUUUCUCUCUCUCUCGAGCUUUUUCCAUCGUCAACAAUGGCAGAGAAACUUCAGAGCUGGACUCCCAUCAAGGAAGCGAUGGAGGAACUCUGGGCGGCGUUUCUCCUUCCACCGAGAGGAAGUCUGAACUUGUUCUGCACAGUUAUGAUGGAUCAUGAGGACAGAUUCCCAGCUGUUUUUCUGAAGAAUUUUCUCCAGAUGUUCAACUCUAUCAGAGGAUCACCUCCGGAUGAUGAUCUCUCUGACUCCCUGACGAAGAUCAUACAAGAAACAGACGUAUCUGAGACUCUGAGGAUGAUCAUAAAAAGGAGUGGUGAAGAAAGGAGCGGUCAAAUCGUAUGGAAUUCCAAGGACGAUGCAGCAUAUGAGGUUCCCCGAAAGUUGAUGGCGAAACAAUUUCAUCACGUCAAGGAGCAGAUGAGGAAAAGAGAACGAGAAAGAAAGCAGAAGAAACAGAAGGCAGCGCUGGUGGAAGAGAAUGUUGAAGAGGAGACCCCCACAACUGAGGAAAUUGAAGCAAAUAAACGGAUGUUCAGGAAGCAAAUCGAGGAUUCUACUAAGCAGUAUGAGGAAGCACAGAGGGGAGCUUUUGCUGAGACCUCCUUUGACCGGAAGCUAGGCAAACUAAUUGCAUAUUGUAAAAACCAUGAGAACCGAACCAAAAAUAUCGGGAAGCGCGAGUAAUUUCGACGUCUUGGCGCGCAAUUUCCUCGUCUUGGGUUGCUCAACACUUUUUUAAUUUUCUUUUAUAUCAUAUAUUUACCUAUGACUACUUUUAGGCCACUUUAUUAUAUAUCAUACUUAUUUACCAAUC
Molecule: messenger RNA, 1441 nt
Organism: Eutrema salsugineum
Lineage: Eukaryota; Viridiplantae; Streptophyta; Magnoliopsida; Brassicales; Brassicaceae
Exons: 3
Coding region: 664-1311 (215 amino acids)
Source: RefSeq, a predicted model, not a curated record